CACCAAUCGUUUCACACUAGACUACCAGCGAAACAACGACAAAGAAUAGCCUGGACCCUUAUUAAACAAAGGACUCACCACAGCCUUCCCCUCCCAUCCCUGGUUAGAAUCAAAUAUUUCUUUAUCAUAUGAUCUUACGAUUGAAUAUAUCUUACUCAUCUCGAUUUUAGUAUCAUCAUGUCAAGCCCACUCUUUGGCAUCGUCCCUGCGGGCCAACCACUCAUCACAGAACCUUCUUCAACCCCCUCUCCAACCUCACUACUCUACGCUCUCCCCACCACAAAACACUUCUCACAUAUUGUUGUCUUUAUGCUACCAGGCAUAAGUCUCCCACCGAACACUGCCGCAGCAAUCUACCUAGCAACAGCCGCCGAUGUCGCAGCAGCAGCUCAGUCAGGCGGCACACCCAACUUCCGCUUCCUUGGAGGUAUAGGCCCUGGAAAGGAGAGCGCGAUGUUCAAGGUCAGCGGUGGAGGAGAGGCCAACGAUUUAGUCAUUGGUGUAUCAGUGGAGUCAGAAGAGUCUGUUGGCCAGCGCUUGCAAGAGCUCGCUGCCACUAAGUCUGGCAACUCAUCAGGCGGCCAGCCCAGUACGGCUAUACUCGCACAACGCAUCAUCCAAAACGCAUUCAACUUUCUAUCAAGCUUUAGCGGUACAGCAGGACCUGGUGGUGUUGAGGUUGUGCCGCUCAAAGCCUUUGAAAACUGGUGGCGCAAGUUUGAAUCAAGAGUUCGGGCAGAUCCUAGUUUCCUGGAGAAGCAGUCAGAUUAGUGUUGGCUUAUGCGUAUCUGGAAAUGCCUGAUCAAAGCUUCAAGGUGUAUAGCAUUCGGGCAGGGAAUAUCUUCAACGGCGAAAAGGCGAGUCUGGCAUGGCAUCAGGGUGGGGAUUAUAGUAAAAAAGCAACAGACAAAAGCACCUGCUUUGAGCGACUGACAAAAUCGAUUAAUUG
Messenger RNA from Fusarium oxysporum Fo47, 949 nucleotides. Its product is annotated as OPI10 family protein. Gene Ontology annotation, cellular component: nucleus; cytosol. Lineage: Eukaryota; Fungi; Ascomycota; Sordariomycetes; Hypocreales; Nectriaceae. Gene Ontology annotation, biological process: protein import into nucleus. The record is from RefSeq and is a predicted model, not a curated record. The transcript has a single exon. Gene Ontology annotation, molecular function: nuclear import signal receptor activity. Bases 178 to 771 code for a protein of 197 amino acids.